Molecule: messenger RNA, 1227 nt
Organism: Bursaphelenchus xylophilus (pine wood nematode)
Lineage: Eukaryota; Metazoa; Nematoda; Chromadorea; Rhabditida; Aphelenchoididae
Source: the annotation of a GenBank genome assembly
AUGGAGCAAUGUAACAUGUACCCAAAAAGUAUCAAAGGAUUUCAAAAAGUGCAAAGUGAGUAAAUUUUGGAAAAACGCGAAACCGCCAAAAAUCGGCUGGACAAAAUGAUAUGACCACGUGGUUUAAUUCAAUCUUUUACUAAUCAACGCAAUUUAACAAACAAUCCUAGUAAUCAGUGAGUCCUCCACUGAUUACUAGGACUGGUAUGGGGACACGUUCGGCCAGGUUUAGACGGGUUUGAACGCGUUAAACCAUGUUUGAUGCAGAGCUACCCAAACUGGUGAUUAUCUUCCAUUAACGCUUUCUAAAACUUUUAAAUGACGUUUUUAUCAUGUGAUCUAGACGUGUAAUCACCUGUGCAAGCCUUCGCUUUUCGUACGAACUCCAUGGUGAUCUGGUAGUGCCGAUUCGGCAAACAUCCGGUUACAAUGUCCAGCUUUGGCGACCCAUUUGCUACUUGACCCUGGGGAUAGAUGUGCUCCUUAGGUUUAAAGUGUAACCCAGAAUCUCUCUAGAAAACGGCGAAGCCAAGAAAAGUCCCCGCUGACACGAUCACAGCCUUGUAGAUGCAACUUUGCCGACCUUCACCUUAACCAGCAAAACCGAGUUUUUCAAAUGGAUUUUUAGCGAUGCAAAACGCGUUUUUCCAAAUUUUACUCACCUUGCACUUUUUGAAAUCCUUUGAUACUUUUUGGGUACAUGUUACAUUGCUCCAUACACACUUUCACCAAAUAUUAAAGCAAUUCAUUUACCAUGGACAAAUUGCCAGCGCAAAAUUGCGGUGGUCAUAUCAUUUUGUGCAGCAGUGUAGGCAUGGACUUUCUGUGCCAAAAGAAAGACAAGAGCCAAAUUCUUGUCAAUUUUCGACCUAAAAAUCUCGUCUGCAAAACGCGAGCUAAAAACCCCUUAUUGUUAGAAAUCUUUACUCUAAAUUUUUGAGAAGUUUCAUUAAAAUGUGCUGUAUGCACUUUGACCACUUCCCUUCAUAACUCGAGUCGAAGAUCUAUUCAUCAAUUACAAACAAACAAACUAGUGGUAGUUAUGGUUUGUAGCCCUUUUCAGCAUCCUCAAAAGACCAGAAAAAUUACAUGUACAGGCGCCUUUGUGGCCCGAUUUGGACUGGCUACGACUUCUUUAUUGAAAAAGCUUGUAUGAAGUGCCUGCGAGUCCUGGCAAAGAAGUGGGAUAAUCGGCGGACGCUCGGCGAAGGCUCAGCGGAGACUUGA